UUGUGAAUCAAUGAAAACAUGGAAUGUUAAUUUUGACAGUUGUGAAGAAAAUGAUGUACCCUUGUAAUUUAUUUGAAAGUAGUCAAUCGCAAUGAAGACAAUAGUUUAACCAAACAAUUAACAAUGCCAUCGUCAGGUCUGUCAAUUAACGAAGCGGACAUUGUCCGAUUAAUAUUGGAGUUUCUCCAAAACCGCGAACUCAACAUCUCUAUGUUGUCGGUCGAGAGAGAAACGGGGAUUGUGAAUGGAAUUUUCUCAGAUGACAUGUUAUUUCUUCGUCAGCUUAUCCUAGAUGGUCAGUGGGAUGAUGUCAUUGAAUUCAUUCAACCUCUUGGUUCCAUCGAUGGUUUUGAUUUGCAGAAAGUUCAGUACAUUGUCAUGAAACAUAAAUAUCUAGAGUUGCUUUGUAUAAAAUCCGAACCAAGUGCAUUUCAAAAUUAUGAACUGACAGUAGAUGAAGUUGUUAAAUGUCUUAAUAAUCUUGAAAGUCUUUGUCCUUCAAAGGAAGAAUAUAAUGUUUUAUGUUUGUUAUUGACUGUUCCAAAACUAUCUGAUCAUUCUGAAUAUACCAACUGGAAUCCAAGUAAUGCUAGAGUGAAAUGCUUUAAUGACAUUUGCCCUUUUAUUGAGAAAUUCUUAACUUCUGAAAAGAAAAAGACUCUUGCUGAAAAUGACCGCCUAAUGCAGUUGAUUCUGAAAGGGAUGCUGUAUGAAUCAUGUGUUGAGUUUUGUCAGACCCAAGCUACGAGUACCAGUAAUGAGGGAAAUGAGGAAUUAGAGUUGUCAUUUCCUUCUGUAUUCAGUAAUUCAGGAUUUAGUGAUGCUGACUUAAGUUUAUUAUCUUGGUUACAGUAUAUACCAUCAGAAACAUUUUCUUGCCCGUUUGAACAGAAACCUUUGAAGGUUGAUGUGGAUCCAUUAGUGAAGCCAUCACUAGAAGCUUCAUGGUCAGAACAAAUUUUAGUAACUCCAAUUAAACCAAAAAUGUUUCCUCAUUCUGCUGUGCCAACCUCACGACCAAGGUCUGCUGACUUCAUGACCAGAUCAUUAAACCCUCAGUUUGAUGGUCUUGCUUUUGGACUUUUAAAGAGCAGACCUAUUGGUAUGACGCAAUCAAUCAACACACCCAAUUCGCUGUCUCGAUCAAUUACUCCAGGCUUUGGUCUAGAUGGGGCUAAGAAAAACCCAAUGUUAAUGUCAAUCGACAGACUUUUUUCACAAGGGGAAGUGUUAAACACAGAGGCAUCAAUAAGUGUGUCUGAAGAACCUAGAUCACCUUUAUUAAAGUCAAGCAAUGCUUACACUGCUAAGAAAAUCUCUAUUGAACCUACAGGUAGAAAAACACCACCAAAAAUUGAAACACCUCCAAUGUCUCAAGCUAAACGGAAAAGUUUGACAGGUGAUUCACAGUCACCACGGUCUCAAUCCCCAGCUAGGACAGUUUCUACAAAGGAAAACAUCAGUGAUGUCUCAGCUAGCACAGAACUUUUACAUGAAUACCAAAAACAAAAGCAAAAAUUAAAGGAAAAGCUUGAGAAACAGGACAUGGAGAGAGAAAAAGUGCAGAGAGAAUUGAUGGAGAUAAUGAGAAGACAAGAUGAAAUUGUGAUUCAGAGUCAAGAAAGGCCAUUUCAAACACAGGAUGAUUUCGAUUUAGAUACGCCACAACAAAUGGCACUGGGAAAUGGCCCAGUAUCAGCACCAGUGACUCCUUAUUCCCAUGAAGGUUACAAUAUCUUGGAAACACCGCAAUUCACUCCCUUUAUAACACCAACGCAUCAUAAGACACCCCUCCCUGGACCCCCUAUUUUUGAUUUAACAAAUAAUAUUUCUGAUAGUGAAACAGACAGCACAUUCAUUGAGAAUGACAAAAACAAUUUAGUGGCUAAUACAAGUAAAACAGUAAAGGCUUUGGUUAAUCAGGAGGUGAAAGAUAACUUGAAUAAAGACAGCUCAAGGGGAAAUAACUCUACUCUGGACCAAAACAGCAUUGUUGAAAAUUCAGAUCAGCAAACUGAUAUGACAAAUAAAAGAAAUAAGUCCAUAUCUUACAGUAUACCAACAGAAAAAUCUGAUUUGAAUAAGAUUGGCUCAAGUGCUACUUUACCAAGAAGGAGUGGACCAAAAACCAAGGGAAGUGUUCAAACCACUGGCACAGUUUGUCGUUCAAAACUGCCAGGAACCAAAAAACCUGGUCUUAGUCCAGGGCCUACAUGUAGCACUCCAAAAUGCAGUCCAAGCAAAUCUAGUCCAGGACCUAGCACUCCAAAGAGCAGCCCAAGCAAAUCUAAGACAUCACCAACAAGACCAAAUUCACUGAAAGUUCCAAGUAAAUUAGACAGAACUAAAACAGGGUCUUCUCCCCUUGGAAGCAGAGAAACCAAGGCUCAUAGAGACAGUCCAACAACAGUGCAACAUAGAGCAAGCCCAAAACCAAGUCCAGAACAAGUCACAUCUAGUCCAAGAAGGCAACCAAAACAGAUUGAAAACAAAAGCAACAAACCAAGAUUUGUACCAGUGGCCAGUCUAGAAGAUGCUCAAGCUAUUAGAACCGUUACCUUUCAUCCUGCAGGGAACUUGUUUGCUGUUGGUUCAAACUCCAAAAUACUCAGAAUAUGUGAAUUUCCUGAUGUAUCUAACCUAAGUGAGAACUGUAUCGUAGAAGAUGCCAAAGUUGUUCACAGGAAGAACAAGCACCACAAAGGAUCCAUAUACUGUUCAGCCUGGAGUCCUCUUGGAGAUAUGAUAGCGAGUGGCUCUAAUGAUAAGACCAUUAAAAUGUUCAAGUUUGAUGUAGAUAACUGCACAGAUGGACCAGAAAUGGAAUUAACAUGUCAUGAUGGCACUAUCAGAGAUUUAGUUUUCAUGCAAGAUACCAUAAAUAGAUCAUCAUUACUGGUCAGUGGUGGUGCUGGUGAUUGUAAAAUCUAUGUUACAGAUUGUGAAACAGGAAUGCCUGUCAGGGCAAUGAUGGGACAUUCAGGUCAUGUUUAUUCAUUACAUACAACAGGAGGCUGCAUGUUUGUCAGUGGGUCACAAGACAAGACUGCCAGAUUCUGGGACCUAAGAGCUUCAACAGCUAUUACAGUUGUACCUAGUGCUACAGGAAGUGCAUUUGCAUCAGUUUGUAUAGAUCCCUCUGGACGUCUGCUAUCUUCUGGACACGAAGAUGGCAGUAUAAUGCUGUAUGAUAUUAGAGGCUCCAGAGGGAUACAGAACUUUAAACCACAUAAAGGGGAAUGUCGAUCAGCAAGAUUUUCGAUGAAUGCAUACUACCUUUUGUCUACUUCAUAUGAUCAAAAGGUUGUCUUGACAGAUUUGCAUGGUGACUUAUUAAAGCCUUUACCAAGUGUAGUUGUAGCAGAACAUCAAGAUAAGGCGCUGCAGUGCAGAUGGCAUCCCUCUCAACUAGCAUUUGUUACAACAGGUGCUGAUAAAACUGCAGUAUGUUGGGGUCUUCCAGUAGUCUAAAGUAAAACCAACAACCAAUAUAUAUAUCUGUUCAGGCCUUUGUCUUUCUUUUAUUGUUAUGCUUAGUAAUACACAAGUGUACUGUAUUUAUAAGAAAGAGGAUUGAUUAGUUUUAAUGUGUUUGUGGCGACAUGAUCGUGUUGGUAAAGAUCUGAUCUAAUGUAACAUGUAAUAUAUUUAUUUAUUGAA
Messenger RNA from Mytilus californianus (California mussel), 3660 nucleotides. RefSeq names its product WD repeat-containing protein 47-like. Gene Ontology annotation, molecular function: protein binding. NCBI's taxonomy places the organism in Eukaryota, Metazoa, Mollusca, Bivalvia, Mytilida, Mytilidae. Bases 124 to 3471 code for a protein of 1115 amino acids. The transcript is spliced from 10 exons. The record is from RefSeq and is a predicted model, not a curated record.